UGCCAUCACUUUGCCCAACGCAAUAAUAUCCCACACUAAAGAAUUUUCCAUUUAGAACCCCUCUCCCCCCUGGUUUCGGAACCCAAUUUGCUUUUCCUUCCUCGUUGCCUGAAACCACGUCAAUGAUGGAGGAGAAACAGCCCACUUCUCAGGCCUUGUCUGCCAAUCGCACCGACGAUGCGGUGGAAUACCUCCAGGGCCACAUGGCCGGGGCUGGCACCCUCCAGAUCGACCUUCGAGCCCUCCGUCGCAAGAUCGACUUCCGCCUUAUUCCGUUUAUGUUUUGCUGCUAUGUCUUGCAGUUCCUGGACAAGGUGAUGCUGAAUUAUGCCGCGGUGAUGGGGAUGAAGAAGGACCUCGGCUUGGCAGGGAACGAAUACACCAACACGGCCACCUGGUUCUUCCUGGCCUACCUGAUCGCUGAGGUGCCCAACACCUACUGCCUUCAGAAAGCCCCCGCUGCGAAAUGGCUGGGAGCUAAUGUUACCCUGUGGGGGGUUGCCGCCGCCGCAUCGGCUGGGGCCACCAACUACCGAACCCUCCUCACUGCGCGUGUCUUCCUGGGCAUAUUCGAGGCGACUAUCGGUCCGUCGCUGAUGUUGAUCAGCAGUCAAUACUACACCAAGAGUGAACAGGCCCCGCGGUUUACCUUCUGGUACAAUGGAUUGGGAGUGGCACAGAUCAUUGGUGGACUGGUUUCGUUUGGCUUCCAGCAUGUUGAGCAUGCGGCGAUGGCAGGAUGGCGCAUCAUGUUCCUCGUCAUCGGUCUUGCCACCGUCGUCGUCGGCGUUCUCACUUUUCUGCUAAUCCCAGAUACUCCCAUGGAGGCGACAUGGCUGUCCGAUGACGAGAAGGUCGCGCUCCUGCAGCAUGUCAGUGUCAAUCAGACGGGCGUCUGGAGCCGAAAGUUCAACUUCAAGCAGAUCUGGGAGGCUGUGUUGGACAUCCAACUCUGGCUGCUGACUUUGAUCACUAUCCUGAUCUCUGUAUCCAGUGGUGUGGUCACCUCCUACUCGGCCACUCUCAUUGCCAGCUUCGGCUACCCGGGCCCGAUCUCGGCCCUGCUGAACAUGCCGUCGGGGAUUGUCAGCAUCUUCUUCACCCUGCUGGUCGGAAUCGGCAUUCGCAAGACCUCCCAUCGCUGGGCCUGGAAUAUUCUCUGCACCAUCCCCGGGAUCAUCGGCGGCGCUCUGCUCUCCUUCUUGCCUAAGAGCGACAAAGCUGGGGUCCUGAUCGGGAUUUACCUGGUGAAUGCAAUCGUGGCGACCUUGCCCAUCCUCUAUCAAUGGACGAUGGCCAAUUGCGCGGGCCACACCAAGCGCGCCUUCGGGAGCGCGCUUAUCGCCGGCUCCUUCUCGGUGGGAAAUAUCAUUGGGCCCCAGACCUUCCAGGCGCGGGAUGCCCCCGAAUAUCGGCCGGCCAAGAUUGCGGUUCUUGCCACACAAGCGGCCGCUGCAGUCAUGUCGGCGGUGCUUUUUGUGUAUUAUAUGUGGGAGAAUCGGAGGCGGGAUCGGAAGUACGGGAAGGUCGAGGACGCGAUGGUGGAGGAGGCCAAGUGGGCAGGGCUGACAGAUAGGCAGAAUGGUCGGUUUCGGUACGUGUAUUGAUAGUGGGUUAUGUACAUAGGGUCACCAAGAUGCAGAAGGUAACUUGACAAGAGUCCCUUGAUGGUACGUGAUGCGUAGGCUGACAGCUUAAUGUUGCUUUCAUGUCUGAUUCAAGGCUUUUGCCGAUCGGGUAGAGAUUUGCUGCCUUAGGCCGCAGUGUGAGAGUGUGGCUUGCAUCUGAGGUGAUGUGGCGGGGUUACCCCGCCAAGUGUGGCUGGAGCUGGGUACAUCAACUGCCUUGGUCACAUAAGGCAUAACCUACUGCGUUAUGUACUGUACGUCAG
Molecule: messenger RNA, 1891 nt
Organism: Aspergillus uvarum CBS 121591
Lineage: Eukaryota; Fungi; Ascomycota; Eurotiomycetes; Eurotiales; Aspergillaceae
Product: putative MFS transporter
Exons: 3
Coding region: 126-1607 (493 amino acids)
Biological process (GO): transmembrane transport
Cellular component (GO): membrane
Molecular function (GO): transmembrane transporter activity
Source: RefSeq, a predicted model, not a curated record